Messenger RNA from Fomitopsis serialis, 462 nucleotides. RefSeq lists its product as uncharacterized. Bases 1 to 462 code for a protein of 153 amino acids. The transcript has 3 exons. The record is from RefSeq and is a predicted model, not a curated record. Lineage: Eukaryota; Fungi; Basidiomycota; Agaricomycetes; Polyporales; Fomitopsidaceae.
AUGUUCAUGACCGUGCCAGAGGGUGUCCCCGCGUGCUGGUGGCCUGCGGACCUUGGCGCGGUGACAAUGCACAAUGUCGCGGUCACCCUUGCGCUCGGCAACAGCCUUAAUCCCAUGAUCAGCACAGCAUUCUCGUAUAAGACUGGGAAGCAGAGGGGCAGGACAACUGCGCGCAACUUGCACAAACUGGAGGAAGCCGCCGCCGCCGCUACCCUCAAGGAGGCAGUUGAUGCCCGUCUUUGUGCAAUGGACAUUAUGUCGCACGGUAUGCCUCGCUCCCUCUCCCGCCGCAAGGUAGCUGCCUCAGUCAUGAGCGACACAAUGGCCGGCAAACAGGCCUCAACAGCCGGUCACGCUGCUGACACAGAUGAUGGUGCUUCGACCUCUCUCACCGCUGUCCUGAGCCAAUAUUGUUUGGCUCAAGGAACAUGCCCCCUGCAGUGCAUAGCCAUGGUCAUGUGA